AUGUUCGCUCGCUUCGGUGCUCUGCUUGUCCUUGUCGGUUUUGUAUCCGCUGCCACGGUCGAGAAGCGGGCAGCUCCAGUUGACCAGCUAGUCGGGUACGCUACCCUCAAUGGUGGCACGACUGGCGGCACCGGUGGAGCGACGACGACUGUGACUACGCUCGCCGACCUGCGUGCAGCGGUGACCGGCGCAACUCCCAAGAUUGUCAAGAUAUCCGGUAUCAUUACUGGUGACGGCGAGGUCGUUGACAUCGGGAAUCACACUACUGUUGUCGGGAUCGGAAGUAACUCUGGCCUGACUGGUGGUGGAUUCCGCGUGAAGAAAGCAACGAAUGUUAUCCUCCGCAACCUGCAGCUCAGCAAGUCUCCCCAUCCGACCGACUUGAUCGAGAUCCAAACUUCCACGAACGUUUGGGUGGACCACAACACAUUCACUUCGGACCUCGACCACGGCAAGGACUUCUACGACGGUCAACUGGACAUGAAUCACGGCACCGAUUUCGUGACAGUCUCCUGGAACGUCUUCCAGCAGCACUUCAAGUGCUCGCUCGUUGGGGGCUCUGAUAACACCGGCAGCCAGGACUCGGGUCAUCUCCGCGUCACAUACCAUCAUAACCACUUCUUUGAGAUCAAUUCGCGUACACCUUCGCUUCGCUUUGGAACUGCGCACAUCUUCAACAACUACUUCGAUAACGUUCUCGACUCCGCGGUUGACUCGCGCGAUGGGGCACAAGUUCUCGUCGAGGACAACGUAUUCUUGAACACCGACAAUCCGAUCGAGACCACGCUGAAUGGUGGCUUUGCCGUGCAACGCGACAACAUAUUCACGAACUCGACGCUUGACCCCAACAUGGCUGUUGGCACGUUGACCUCCGAGUCGUACUCAUUCACCCUGGACCCGGCUUCCAGCGUUGCUUCGAUCGUCACGGCCAGUGCUGGCGCCGGGAUAGUUACAGGGCUUUAG
Molecule: messenger RNA, 963 nt
Organism: Peniophora sp. CBMAI 1063
Lineage: Eukaryota; Fungi; Basidiomycota; Agaricomycetes; Russulales; Peniophoraceae
Source: the annotation of a GenBank genome assembly